UUCAGAGUAUUGUCUUUCGAGUAGUUCAUAUGGGAGGCAAAAAAUUUAUACAUACAUAUACACACACACACGCGCACACACACACACACACACACUUUAUAUAUAUAUAUAUAUAUAUAUGUGUGUGUGUGUGUGUGUGUGUGUGUGCGUGUGUAGUCAAAUUCAUCUUAACAUUCCAUGAAAUUAUUAUUUUAUCUUUAAUGAAUGAAGAAAUAUAUAUUAACUUUAAGUCUAAUAUUUAUUUUCACAAACAUCUGGUACUUAAACUGUUUUAUAUCUUUUAGAAACAUUCUUUGCUUGUUUUAGAUGGCUGUUACUAACUUAUUUAUAAUGACGUUAUAGUUCCAUUAUUUUAGCUCUAGUCUUGUGGAUGGAUGUCAUUUUUGAUUUGCACUGGCAUGUAAAUCACUUAUUCAGAAUAGCUUUAUGGACACAUUCUGUUGUAUCAGGUUAAAUGGAUUACAAAAAGUACUUAUGUGCUGGUUUUCCAAGCUUCUAAUCAUCACUUCAUCACAAGUACAGUUUUCUUCUAGAAAACAGACCGUCAGUUUAUGAAUGUCUUCUAAAACAACUUCUAAAGCUUCUAAAACAACAACAACAACACAAAAUUCUCUUUGUAAACAGAGUCAUCACGAAUAUCUUUGCAUGAUAUUCUACUGAAUAUGCUGAGAAGUCUUGUUUUUUCACAGGAAGUGCAGUAGCAGCUAUGAUUAAUGUAUUUCACUACAAACAUAGUAUGUCUACUCUUCACACAAAUGCUAAGCAUCAUGGUUUCAUUGUGAAUUAAUGUAUUUUCAUAACAAAUUCAGCCCUUCAAGUUUAAAUAAGAAGGGCCUUGUUUUGUGUUUUUGGGUUCUUACCUUUUGGUUUGCUGAUAAUUAUUCUUAUUUACUGUGUAUUUAUGAAGAUUUGGUUACCAAUGAGGUGUAAUCUUUUUGAUAUGGUCAAUCCUCAAGUCAUGUAUUGAUGAAGGCCAACUGGAAUCUAAUGCUGGAAUCUGUUGAUUUGUAUAUUUGGUGUUUAGUGAAUUGUGGUACAUUCCAAAAAUACGCAUAUGUAAUCAUGCAAUUAUUAAUAAAUGAUUGAUUAAAUCGUAUUUACUUUACUGUUCGUUACUAUUGUGUAUUUAAAGUUAAUAUUUAUGGUCUUAUUACAUUUUUUUUUAGGAACGUUCUAUUGUGUUUGUCUCCAAACGUAAAGGAACUUAAACAAACAUCCUCGAACAAUGUAGAAAUCAGCAGUAGUCAUGUUCGCGGGUGUUUGUUUCAUGUUCAAAAUUCUGUUUAGCUGUUGUUUUUGUACAGUCUGGCUGUCAAACAACAAGCCGUGACUUUGAACAACAUCGCGUUCUGAUCUCAUCAAACACCUGAAGCGAGAACGACCAAUCACAUAGAAGAACUCGUCACUAUGGAAACGCUGGACGCUAAAACAGGAAAGGGCAAAGCAGCGCUAAGGAACUCCAGGUGGUUUCAACACAUUAAUCAUCGUUUUGUUUCAAUUCUAUCAGAUCAGUUGGCUGGCAGUAGGAUGGCAGGUACAUCGCGGCAUGACCGAGAGAUGGCAAUCAGUGCCAAGAAGCAGCUGGCAAAUAGUUCAGACCCCAUUGAGCGUCUGAGGCUACAGUGUUUGGCACGAGGGUCUGCAGGAAUCAAGGGACUGGGCAGGACUUUUAGGAUCAUGGAUGAUGAUAACAGUCGCACACUGGACAUGAAAGAGUUCCUGAAAGGCCUGAGUGAUUAUGGUGUGCUCAUUGAGAAAGAAGAGGCUAUGAACCUUUUUCAACAGUUUGACAGAGACGGCAGUGGAUUAAUUGAUUUUGAUGAGUUUCUUAUCACCCUGAGGCCACCCAUGUCUAAUGCCAGAAAAGAGGUGGUGCUACAGGCAUUCAAAAAACUGGAUAAAACCGGAGAUGGUGUGAUUACAGUCGAGGAUCUGAAAGGAGUAUACAAUGUCCAACAUCACCCCAAAUACCGAAACGGCGAGUGGAGCGAAGACCAAGUAUUCCGCAAAUUCCUGGACAGCUUCGACUCUCCAGAUGACAAGGAUGGGAAGGUGACAAAAGAUGAAUUCUGGAACUAUUACAGUGGAGUCAGCGCUUCCAUUGACAACGAUGUAUAUUUUAUUUUAAUGAUGAAAACUGCAUGGAAGUUAUGAGGGGUUAUGCUUUUAAGCAAAUCGAUAAUGCUUGUGUAAUCAAAGCAAGUUUAGGGAUAUUAAUAAUGAAUCUGGAAAAUAAAAUAAUAGAUGUACUGUAGAAGCAUAAAUUGUGUGCUUUGUCAAUGGUAACUGAUUUUUAGAGUAAAUCGCUGCAACGUAUUUGUGCUGAAACCAGUGUGGUUUACUGUAUGUGAUACAUGAAAGUCUUGUAAUUCAGAUUUAUUUAUGCAUGUUACGGCAGAUGCUAUUUUCCAAAAUGCGACUCCUUUAA
Messenger RNA from Carassius auratus (goldfish), 2428 nucleotides. RefSeq names its product calcyphosine-like b (gene capslb). The transcript is spliced from 5 exons. The record is from RefSeq and is a predicted model, not a curated record. NCBI's taxonomy places the organism in Eukaryota, Metazoa, Chordata, Actinopteri, Cypriniformes, Cyprinidae. The coding region runs from base 1408 to 2154 and encodes 248 amino acids. Gene Ontology annotation, molecular function: calcium ion binding.